Molecule: messenger RNA, 4434 nt
Organism: Portunus trituberculatus (swimming crab)
Lineage: Eukaryota; Metazoa; Arthropoda; Malacostraca; Decapoda; Portunidae
Gene: Ankle2
Product: ankyrin repeat and LEM domain-containing protein 2 homolog
Exons: 13
Coding region: 166-3135 (989 amino acids)
Biological process (GO): negative regulation of phosphorylation
Cellular component (GO): endoplasmic reticulum
Molecular function (GO): protein phosphatase 2A binding
Source: RefSeq, a predicted model, not a curated record
CGGUGAGAAAGACACUGAGAUUAGUGAAGAUGAAGAUACUGAUAAUAGUGACAGUAAGGAAGAGAAUGUGUGUAUCCUCUCAGUAAUUUUAUACACCGGUGAGGACACAAAGCAGACAGCGGGCAGCUACCGCCAAGCAGUCUUCAGCUAACAAGCAGAGGAGCAAUGGAGCAGCAGCAGCAGCAGGCAGGUGAGGUAGGCAAGGUGAGCUGGACCAGUGCGGCCGCCUCUCCCAUGACCCUGCCGGAGAAGACACAGAAGGUGUUCCCUGAGGAUAAUUCUGUUGCCAGGGUGGAAGCAGAGGUGUACUAUGGAAUAGCCUUGCCAGAGGGAGAGGGGCUGGAGGAGGGAGACAUCAAGAGGGUGUUUGUGGACAAGACUGAGUGCCUGGCUGCCAUGAAGAAGUACCGAGGGUCACGUUUCAAGGCCUUCAGGAUGUAUGAGGAUGCCUUGAAGUUCUCCGAGGCUGGGGCAACAACCUCUCAAGGCGGCACAGGGGAGGAGGGAGCCAUCACCCCACAGCCCCUCCUCAACGUGGAGAAACCCAGUCCUUACCGGGGCCCAAAAUCACAAGACUUGGUCAAAUUUAGGAAGUCUAUUGAAAAGGGAGACUUUGAUUAUUUCACCCGUUGUAUGAUGGAGAACCCUCGUUACCUGGUGAGCAGCGGUGACACUCCUGCCGUGCUUCAGGAAGGCUUCCGCUACAAUGCCCUCCACGUAGCCUGCCGCACCAACCGCCCAGCCUUUGCACAGAGGGUCCUCUCUCAGGUGUCCCAGCCAAUGUUCUUCCAGCGACUAUAUCCUGACGACACCAUUGAGAGUGCCACCCGACGCAGUGCCUUCCUGGUGGACCUAUACCUCAACACUCCAGACAAGGGCUUCAAUGAGACACCGCUGCACUUUGCCAGUAAACACGGCAGCGUUGAGUGUGUCCGAGUCCUGGCGGGAUUCAAAGGCUGUGACACAACUCGGCUUAACAAGUAUGGACAGACAGCGGCAGAGAUCGCCGGCAGUAGAAUGAAGGAACCGUCAAACGCAGCCAUUGAGGAGAUCCGAGAGGCGAUGGGUGACAAGUACUAUGUGCCGCUGCUCAAGGACGACGACCUUUAUCUACUGCCUCACGUUGGGAGUCCCUGGUCACCACAAAUGGAUUCCCCCAAUAGUCCCCUCAGAGAACGCUUCCUCACCUCCAGCCCCAUCAGUGUUGCCUCCGCCAGCCCCAUCAGCCCCUCCCUCAAGGUUCGAGGAGUGGCUGGCCCCAUGAGCUGUUCCCAGGCAGAGAACUUCCAUCGUCUGUGGAAAAGUGCCACCUCAUCUUCUCUCUCCACCACUCCCUCCCCAGCACGUCUGGAAAGGGUAGUACGUCCAGCCUCUCUACGUGUCACUGACCAUGAAAAGGGAUUAGAACGUGCUGGAAGGAAUCUGGCAGCAGAGCAGAAGGUUGGGUGGCAGGAGUACUGGGACUUCCUAGGGACCUUUGUGAACCUGGCCAGUGAUGAAGGACUGGGUCUCCUUGAAUGGCACCUCAAGAGACAGACAAAUGACCUGAGGAUGGCCAAAGAAAAGCUGAGUGCUUCUGAGUUGGCUGCCAAGCUGAAGGAGGCUCUGAAGCAGCCAGACGAGGAUGACAUUGUCCCGCUGAUGCGACGCUCACAACACGAAAAGAGCAUGAGUGGUGUGUCUCAGGCGUCAUGGCUGAGCCAGGCCUCUGGAAGCCCCCUCGCCCAGCUUUGUCGGGGACUGGAAGCACUGCGCCUCAAUGCCUCUCUCUCCCCCCAGGGUGACCUGCCCCAGGCUGCAUGCAGCAAGUUUCUGUCAUCCUUGGAGCAACAGCUGAGCCCGGGGUGUGGCAGCCCCCAGGGGUGUGAUGAGCCCGAGGGAGUGCCGGGCCUGGUGGAGCAGGUGUCCUACGUGCUCAAAUCGGUGGAGGUGUCAGCAGGACGGCUGAGUGAGGCACUGCGUGAGGUGGCCCUGGACCUGCAGGCCAGCGUGGCUGCCAGCCUGGGCAUGAACCGCACCCUAAGGGCCAAACUGCGCUCUGAGGUGGCCUGCCUGCGUUCCAUCGUUGCCCGGGCUGUGGCUGAGCUGGGGCCUGGUGGCAUGGACCUGGGCUUUGUCCACCCACUGGUGGCCGGUCGGGCCGUGCUUGCCCUGUGGCAGGGCGCAGCGCCAGCAGAUGUGGCCAGCGUCACCCAGGCCAUGCGGCGUAUUGUGUCCCACAUGGACCUGGUGCCCCUCGACUCCUCAGACGAGGAUGAGAAUGAGGGCGGCGGUGGCAGACACUUUGAAGCACCACAGCACAACACCCGAGGGGAUACACACCACCUGGCCUGUGUGCUGCGGUGCCUGGACGUGGCUCUGCAGGCAGCCACCAACACUUCAGAUGGCAUCACGUCCCCAGAGGUGCCACAGCUGGGACAGUGCCACUGCCCAUGGAAUGAUGGUUCUCACAUCAACAGGGUGACCUCAGCCCAGGCCACAGUGCCUGCCAGUGCCUUAGAGAGAGAGAGAGCCAAAGCCUAUUUGCAGAAGGCACUGCAGGGGAAGGGGAAGCAGUGUGACCCUGUGGUGCGGCACCUCUCCUUCACCCAGGAGGAAGGAGAGGAGGAGGAGGAGAUAGUGGUAAGGGCCACAAUGGGAGUGAAGGAUGGGUUCACAAUGUCCCAGGGGGCAGCGAACACCUCAGAGAGCAGGGACAGUGGUGGCGGUGACGGUGGCCAGGAGGAGCUGGAGCCAGGGGCCAGGAGCCCUGACAGCUUCACGUCUGCUGCCUCAAGCCUGGAUGAGGAAAUGUGCACCCCAGAGGAGGGGCCCCGGGUGUUCAUUGGAGGAGCGGAGCCUUCGAAGAUGGAUGUGGAUGUUUUGGAUGCUGUGGGUGACCAGCUGGUGAAUCAACAGAAGUACCCACACGUCUUUCAGUGGCAGUUGCUUGUCAAGUCUUUCUCAAAGGAUGAACGAGGAAGUUUGGCUUCUCCUUUCUGUCGGCGAGGAAGAAGAAGAGUAACCCCUGGAGGAGGAAUAGGGGAGCAGGUUGCAUCUCCUCCAUCCAGUCUUUCCUCCUACAACACACCACGUCGCUCCUUCUACUCCCGCCGCCCUGCCUCAACACCUCGAAUCCUCUUCCGCCCUCUCUAACACACACACACACACACACACACUACAUACAAUUCUUCAGUUAUACAUGUAGAACUUUACCUAGUCAUUUAUUUCCUUUAUGCACAAGAACACACACACACACAUACACACUCAUACAUACAUAAAUACAAAUAUACUUGCAGGUGCCUCAGUAUAGGUAUAUUGAUGUAUGAGCUAAUUUAUACAUACCUAAUGCAUAUUCUACUAUAUUUCCAUGUAUUGUGGAUUCAUUGUGGGUUUUUUUAUAUACUUAUGCACAAAUUGAAUAAUUAUGCAUAGUUUAUUUAUACAGAUACAGUGCCUUGCCUUGUAUAGUAUUUAAAAAGAGUAUUUUAUGAUAUAUCAAAAGUUGCUCUCUCUCUCUCUCUCUCUCUCUCUCUCUCUCUCUCUCUCUCUCUCUCUCUCUCUCUCUCUCUCUCUCUCUCUCUCUCUCUCUCCAUAUGACAUGAAAUUGUGCCUUAUUGCAUGAGACUCUGAACCUUAAUGCUUUUUUUCACCCCCCCUUUUAAUUUUCCAAAGUAACCAAAAUACUUUGCUAACUCAUUGUAACUUUCAUUUUGCUUCUCUGGUAUUAGUAUUUAAGUAACAGCCUAAUUUAUGUAACUCCUUUAAGACUUUAUUGAGGGUGUUGAGGAUGUUGUGCCUUUAUUGUAUUAGAUUAGAUCACUUUUAUUUGGGCAGCAUAGGAACCAAAGAUGGAUUUUUUGUUUUUAAUUUCAUAUUUGAAGUGCAAUUUUUGGUUCAGUUUGUGUGUGUGUGUGUGUGUGUGUGUGUGUGUGUGUGUGUGUGUGUGUGUGUGUGUGUGUGUUUACCUAGUUGUAGUUUUACAGGGCCUGGGCUUUAUGCUCGUGUGGUCCCGUCUCCAUAUGUGUGUGUGUGAGAGAGAGAGAGAGAGAGAGAGAGAGAGAUGAUUAUCUUUAGUAUAUCUUCAGUUUGUGGUUUUUGCCAUUUUAUGAAGUGUGUGUGUGUGUGUGUGUGUGUGUGUGUGUGUGUGUGUGUGUGUGUGUGUGACAAGAGAGUGAGUGUGAAACUGAAAAUUAUGUUUAAUAUAUCUUUAAUUUUGUGGUCAUUACUAAUUUAUAAGAUAUGUGGGCUUAUAUCUGUGUGUGUGUGUGUGUGUGUGUGUGUGUGUGUGUGUGUGUGUGUGUGAUUUUCCCUUGUGUUUUCCCUUGUAUUCUGCCUAAGCUUAUUGCCAAUUCAUUAUGUAAGAGAUGCAUUGCCAAGGUGAUGAGACGCCGGACACUGACUCGCUGGGACGCUGUGGUCAAAAGUGAAGAAAAAUUUACUAUUAAUUUUUUC